Molecule: messenger RNA, 1177 nt
Organism: Vigna angularis (adzuki bean)
Lineage: Eukaryota; Viridiplantae; Streptophyta; Magnoliopsida; Fabales; Fabaceae
Exons: 3
Coding region: 314-946 (210 amino acids)
Cellular component (GO): cytoplasm; membrane
Source: RefSeq, a predicted model, not a curated record
UUACAGACAAAUGCAGAAAUGUCAAACCCAACCUCCAAAUUGAUUCUUACAUCUUCAUCACAGACCAGAGUUCAUUCCUUUCUCUUUGUGCCUCUCAUUCCUCAAAAAACCGUUGUCCUGGGUAUUCGAGAGAAAAAAAGAAAUCCAUAGAAGCCAAAGAAGUGCCACUCUUCUUCCACCGGCCAAAAAUAUUUUUUUUUUCGCUAAAUGCUGGACCCAUCUAGAUAAAUCCCCAAAUAAAGAAAAAGGGGGGCUGCGAUCAUUUUCAUGAUCAAUAAAUAGCGAUCGUUGUCGGGAAGCUUAUUGUUUGGAUAUGCUCAAGUUGUGGAAAUGGUACCAGAAUUGCUUGGCGGUUCACCCUGUUAAGACGCAGGUCAUCAGCUCUGGCUUGAUUUGGGGUGCUGGUGACAUAGCUGCUCAGGCAGUUACGCACUGUACUGCCAAGGCCCAUGCCACAAUGGAUGAGGAUGACAAUAAAGAGUUAAAGAUCAACUGGAAACGGGUGUCUACAACCAGCUUGUUUGGGUUAGGAUUUGUUGGUCCUGUUGGCCACUACUGGUACGAAGGUUUGGAUCGGUAUAUAAGAUUGAAACUCAUGCUUAAACCGAAUUCCUUCCGUUUUGUUGCCACAAAAGUUGCUGUUGAUGGGUUUAUCUUUGGACCAUUGGAUUUACUUGUGUUUUUUACAUACAUGGGUUUUUCUUCUGGAAAGAGUGUUCCUCAAAUAAAAGAAGAUGUUAAAAGAGAUUUCCUCCCAGCCUUUGUUUUAGAAGGGGGCAUAUGGCCAAUUGUUCAGGUUGCAAAUUUUCGGUUUAUACCUGUGAGGUAUCAACUCCUUUAUGUCAACUUCUUCUGUCUAUUGGAUAGCUGUUUCUUGUCUUGGGUUGAGCAACAGCAAGAUGCACCUUGGAAACAAUGGUUGAAAUCACUUCUACCUUUGAAGUAAUAGUGUUUGCUUUCAGAACUCUCAAUUUAUUCUCGGAGUUGCCAGAUGUUGGAAGUUCAUGUUGGAAAACAAGUGACUAAUUCAUAUUGCUUGUAAACACCCUCCAGACUUUCAGAAUUGAAUUUCUGAAAUUGAUGAAAUUGCUUUCACAUGAUUUACAUGAUUAAUGAUUUUCAUCUUGAAUACAAGUUGACACAUUUUUUUCCAUUGAAUAAAUUGAAAGCUAUGUUG